AUGGUUUCUCGAAAACGGGUAAAAAACUUUCAACUAGGAAUUACUCGUCCUAUAUGUAAAAAAAAGACAUUAAAAAAUAUUGAAAAAUCAUUGAGGAAAAUAAGUGAAAGUCAAGAAAGGAUCAACCAAUUAAUAUCAUUACUGCCUUUACAAUGUGUCAUACAAUGUAUGUGGCCAAUAAGAAUCCUGGGAAUUUCAUCUAAAAUUGUUCAAUGUGCAUUAUCAAUGAUUCCUUUUAUCAAAAAUUACUUUACUUAA
Molecule: messenger RNA, 258 nt
Organism: Strongyloides ratti
Lineage: Eukaryota; Metazoa; Nematoda; Chromadorea; Rhabditida; Strongyloididae
Exons: 1
Coding region: 1-258 (85 amino acids)
Source: RefSeq, a predicted model, not a curated record